AUGCAGAAACUAGCACCCAGAGAAGACAGUGAAAAAUGCAGUGUAGGUUUGAAGAACAUACUCUUCUUUGGAGUUGAGUGUAGACGAAACCACAGCUUCUUCAAUGGAGAGAGGAGGGAUUGCAGCCACCCCAUUCGGAGAAGUGGGUGUGGCUCAUGUACAGGUGAGAGAAUGGGAGGGAAAAAAAUAAGACAGAAGAACUGUGUGGUUUGCUUAGACAAGGGUGAACUUAAGGCCAAUACUAUUGCUAGCCAACGCACCUUUUUACACUCCCUUGCAGGCCAAUCAUGCAUUUCACAUUUUGCUCUUGGUGCAAUGUCAUUGUCAAACCCUUUUUCCCUUGUAGCAGAAGAAGCCACCACACCAAUCAGCAGUGCUUAA
Dovyalis caffra is the source of this 381-nucleotide messenger RNA. NCBI's taxonomy places the organism in Eukaryota, Viridiplantae, Streptophyta, Magnoliopsida, Malpighiales, Salicaceae. The record is from the annotation of a GenBank genome assembly.